Pecten maximus is the source of this 3172-nucleotide messenger RNA. RefSeq lists its product as uncharacterized. The coding region runs from base 60 to 2225 and encodes 721 amino acids. The record is from RefSeq and is a predicted model, not a curated record. Gene Ontology annotation, molecular function: guanylate cyclase activity; peptide receptor activity. The transcript is spliced from 13 exons. Lineage: Eukaryota; Metazoa; Mollusca; Bivalvia; Pectinida; Pectinidae. Gene Ontology annotation, biological process: cGMP biosynthetic process; intracellular signal transduction; receptor guanylyl cyclase signaling pathway.
AUAGAUUAAUGUAUGCUUGAUACACCCGGUAGAAGGAAACACGGUCAUUUAAACUGCGCAUGCGCAGGCAGAUAAAUGACAGCGGAGAAGGACCGAUGAGAGACGAUCUUUUCUUUUACAGACAAAGAUUCACGAAAAUUUGCCGGAAUGAAUGUGAACAGGCAGCUCAGUCAAAGGACGCUAUCGUUCUUGUCCUAUGGAUCCGAGAAUUCCUUCAGAGGAGAGUCACCAACAUGGACCUGUGUCGCGGUAAGGAACUAUCGGACAUCGGGAACCGACUACAGUUGGUGAAGAUGUUAUGUUUGACAGUACUACCUAUCCUUGGCCUAUGGGCCUUCAGUGUAUACACUCUCACAGACAUCGUCAAACGAAAAACAGAGAACGAAAAGACCAAGUUCCAGUUACAAUUGAGUGUGGAACUGGGCAAACUUAUCCACCAUCUACAACAAGAGAGGGAUAUGAGUGUGCUGUAUCUUAGUGACCUUGGUCCAGAGACGAAGACCUUCCUUCUGACUGAAUAUAUGUUUACCGACAAGGCUAUAGACGCACUUUCCGAAUGGCCAGCCGAUCUUGACAACAAGAAGAGGACCGAGUUCGAAUCCAAGGGGAAGUUACAGGAAUAUCUUAAAUUCCAUCGCCAGCUCUUAUCUAAAGACACUUACAAUCUCCAUGUAGAGAUGGAAUACUACACUCAGGUGAUAGAUGUGGUCAUUGUUUGGCUAUACAAAUCCAUCACCAGGGGUCAGUUUGCCGUGGUGUGGAAAACUCUGGUAGCCUAUCUAAAAUUGACCAGUGGCAAACAAGACGUUGGAAUCGAACGCGCCCUCGGUACUCUUUUCUUCGUGCAAGGGGGUUUCAAGACCCAAGCGUACUUUGAGAUGUACAAUAAUCGGAUCAGUCGAUUCAAGGCAUUGUACACCACCGCUGAGCUUUAUUCUGCCAGAGUUGACCGUCUGUAUACUUCCGGUGUCGAAAUGGUGGAGACAAAUAUAACUGGUAUCAUCAACAACUUCCGGAACGAAAUUCAGCAUCACACAGAGGAAGCCACGCAUCCAGAUAUGGAAAAGGCACGUUACUGGUUUGACAAUAUGACUAUUUACCUGGACACUUUGCUCGAGAUUCAGCGAGACUUGGGCUACGAGAUUAUAGACAUCCUCGACGUUGUCAUCGACCAAACGACAAAAAAUCUAGCCGUCAGCGCUGCUUUUCUCUUCGUUGUUCUCGUCAUGUGUCCUCUGGUUAUCUACAUAACAGAAAACCUGACCAGCAGUAUUCAGAGAUAUGGAUUGACAUUGGUGGAUCGAACCAAUGACCUACGGAUGGAAAAGAAGAGGACAGACGGACUGUUGUACCAAAUGGUUCCCGGGUUUGUUGCUGAGAAACUGAAGAAAAACGUCGAGAUAGCCCCGGAGUAUUUUAACUCCGUGACGAUUCUGUUCCUUGAUAUAUUCGGCUUUAACAGGAUAUCGAGCGAGUGUUCUCCGGAUGAAAUAGUGGUGCUUAUGAAUUCGGUAUAUGGGACUAUAGAUGAUCUGUUAGAGGCCUACAAUGUGUACAAAGUGGAGACAAUCAAGAACUGUUACAUGGUUGCAUCAGGACUGCCUAUCAGGAAUGAAGACCGCCACUCCUCCGAGGUGGCAAACGCGGCUCUGGAGAUGCUUCAGCUCAUCCAGACCAAGCGCUUCUCAGUAUCAGGAAAUAGAUAUGUCCAGCUCCUCAUCGGAAUCAAUACAGGUCCCUGUAUAACCGGUAUUAUAGGCGAUGUCAUGCCGAGGUACUGUGUUCUGGGUGAGACAGUCAACUUUGCUGCCAAGAUGAAAAUGGAGAGUGCCCCAAAUAAAAUCCUCAUUACCUUAGCGACCAACAACGCGUUGAAGAAAGCUGGGAACUACAUCACGAAGGAACGAGGUCUUAUCAAUGUUAAGGGAAAAGGAGAGGUUCCAACUUUCUGGCUCCGUGGAAAACAGUGUGAUACUAAGAUGAAAACUGAAGUCGCCACCAUGGAUGAGACUGCAGAAUCCGACACGGAAGGCAAUGCCCAGUCGCCGAAAAGUUCAUUGACAGAUAUUAAUCAAGACGAGUUGCCAGCACGACCGAAUCCUCCUUUGUUUGGCAUUAACAAUACAGAAGAGAAAAUCACAGCAAAAAUCUACCCGCAUUCCUUAACGUCGACUACACCCGAGAGUCGAUUUGCAAAGGGCGAUAACCCGUCAGAGUGUGUUUGAACCCUUUGAAGGUUUUUGAAGGUCGGUAUCAAAUCGUUAGAACCAUAUCAUUAUAUGGACGAAACAAAAUACAAUAAGAUAAAGACAUUUCAUCGUAAUGACGGUUUAAGAUGCUACGUUUUGUACAUUUCUUUUGAUAAAAGUAUUAAUUUAUUCAUUUGAUCACUUUCGAGGUUAGUAACAUUUACAAAAAACAUUAGAUUAUUAUCAUUGUCUUAACUAGAAGGAACGCUGAAAUUAGUUAAUUAUCUUUAUUUAUGAAAAACGAACGAACACAACAACGAUUCUGAAUCAAAUACGGAAAAAAGACAAAAGAAAACAGAUAUCACAAGCCCGAAAACAAAGUAUUUAAAAACAUGGGUUAAGUAAGAAAAAAGUCAAAAAUUCCAUAUAUCAGAAAUUAUAGUCUUUGUACAUUUGUACAAAAUCUUUAGUACAUUGGUACAAAAUCUGUAGUAUAUUUAUACAUAAACUUGUGAACAUUAGUACACAACCUUUCUGGAUUCUAAACUUUCUAUACAUGAGUAACAGGCAUGCCGACUGAGCAAUACGUGAAAUGCUGUAACUUCAAAUUAUAAUUUACAUGAGUGAUCAACUAGUCACAAAAGUUUGGUGUACUGUUAUAUAUAUAUAUAACAUUAAGGUUUUUUGCUCAUUGAUAUUGAAUAUGUAUUAAUAUUCAGAAGAAAUUUAUGCAAACAAUUUACGUUCAUCUCACAGAAUGUAUUGAAAAAUGGGCAGCGUGAUGUGUACGAUUAGGUAAAGAUAAGUUACAAAGGAGGAAUGGCUGAUUUUAAUACUGUAAUACUACCAAUCAUUUAUAUUCAAGUGUGAUUGAUUUUCUCGUUACUGUAAAAGUGGAUAUUUUCGCGUGUGGAAAUUUUCGCUUAGCCAGCUUCCAAAGUGUUCGCGGUGUGGAUAUUUUCGCGCCGUCAAGAUAUUUUUGC